This is a messenger RNA of Polypterus senegalus (gray bichir), 4052 nucleotides long. Its product is annotated as E3 ubiquitin-protein ligase RNF138-like. NCBI's taxonomy places the organism in Eukaryota, Metazoa, Chordata, Cladistia, Polypteriformes, Polypteridae. The coding region runs from base 1073 to 1840 and encodes 255 amino acids. The transcript is spliced from 10 exons. The record is from RefSeq and is a predicted model, not a curated record.
UAUGCUUACAUUUAAAAUCCGCGAUGGAGUGAAGCCGCAUAAGUCAAAGCACGAUAUACCGAGGGAUCACUGUACUCAUUAUAUUACUAUAUUACUUUCAACACCAACACCACCACCCCCACCAUAACAGGGUCAUAAAAUUAAAUUCUUUUAAAAAUAAAUCCACUUUAUUGGAAUAAUUGACCUUGUAGAGAAGGAAUCGACAAUCAAACUGCAGAACCACAAACAUUGUAGCAGUUUCUCCCGACUUUUUAACUUAAAUAUUCUUCCAACAGAAAGGAGUUUAACAGUUUUACCAAACAUUUUCAAAACAAUAAACAUUCAGAUCAUGCCCAGCCUCCAAUUUUGUUAUCCUUGUCUGGCAUAUUAAAUAUGGUUGCAGUGUUCAGGAGUGAAACGAUGAUUGUAUGUCAUUAAUGCAAGCUUCUCAAACCUUGUAUCAGACAAUCUGUGCUUUCUUAGGGUGAGCACUAAACCUCCUAAACUGAAAGCCACUCCACAGAUGUGCUAGAAGGGCUUUGAGUGUUGUACUUAAUGUACAUGUUUUUUAUAUUUGAGAACUUGUUCAAAGUAUCAACCUCAUGACCUCACAUCUAUAACUUCUUUUUCUGCUGAGAAGUUGUCCUCAGGCUCUGUCUUAAAUGCAAAUAAGUCUUUUUCAUCAAGGCUGGUUGAUGACACACAGGCAGACCCCCCUGCAGAAGCAAUUGUGUGACCCUCUGCUGUCAGAAGCUCCCUUGUAAGCUCUCUCUGACCAUCAUUUCUCAGUCAUCUGAGUCUGCACUUUGGACAACUGGCAGCUCCCAGAAGUGCAUCUUUACUAUCCAGUACAUCAGCAAAAUGAGUGUGGAUGGCCUGAAAAAUAGAAUUUGAUUUUACUAAUAUUCUGGCCGCAACUGGAGGUUGGGCGGCAAAGGUGCCAGGGUGCCUUGCCCCCCUAGUACAUUAAUGAAAGAAAAAGAAAGGCAGCAGAUUACUUUAUGAAGUUGCUACUCCACUGUUAAUCUGAACAAACCAGCAGCUCCUUCUGUGUAAGAAGGUUCAUUUCAUCCUGACUUAAGUCCUUCUUAAGAUGAACCCAACAGAAGAACUGGCUUCUCUGAACAAAGACGAUGAGUCUACAGCUGACUUGGAUUCUAGUGAGACUUUUGAUUGUCCAAUCUGCCAAGAAGUUCUCAGAAUGCCAGUUAUGACACAAAGCUGCAAACAUGUGUUUUGUAAAAGCUGCUUUCUUACAGCAGUAAGAACCCGAGGACUUCAAUGCCCAAUGUGCCGCGGGCCUGUGAAGGAAAAUGAAAAAAAAGCCACUGCUGUCAGUCGCAGGAUGAAUAUAAAGAAAGGCAAAUGCCGUGCUUGCAAUGCUGAGAUGUACUUUAGCAAAAUGAGAUCUCACUACAAGUACUGCCAGCUGUACAAGGAUGAAUAUGGCAUUCUUCUUGCAACUCCAGUUGUGCCUCGAUCUCAAAUCACAGGCAGAGUGAAUGUACCAAUGAACCGGAGAAGCUAUGAUAACAAUGGACAAAUAAUGCAAAGCUUGAGAGAAACCUAUUCCUGUCCAUACUGCCAACUGAUGGGUCUUUCGGACACAGCGCUACUGUCACAUUGCAACAGUGAUCACACAGGAAAUCACACUUCUGUGGUGUGUCCUAUCUGCUCAUCUAUGCCAUGGGGCGACUCAAACUAUGCAAGCAGAAACUUUGUCGAACAUUUAAAUCUAAGGCACAGAUUCAACUAUGCUGAUUAUGUGAAUAUUCAUGAGGAAGAAGACCUGCAUCUAGAAACUGCUAUUGAGGAGUCUAUUGCUGAGUGGAAUAAUGGCCUGAUUGAACAUCUGGUCUGACCAAAACAACAGCCACAGUCCGCUAUGAAUUCCAGGCACUGAGCAUCGCAGACAAUAAAAAAAGAAAAAAGAAAAAGAAAAAAAUAUGUCAACACAUUUGGUAUUUACAUAGUUGCACUUCUUAUGUCUCAGAUUUUCUAUAUUUUCUUUUCUGUUAAAAUUACACUUUAAUAUAGGUAAACUGAUUUCUAACAUUUUUAUUUUUAGACAUCAAUAACAAAUUGAUAUCUUAUAAACAUGCCGUCUGUACUUUACAUUUUACCCCAAAAUUAUAAUUAAUAAUAAAAGAUUAGACUGAACAUUUUAACUUAAUGAUAUACCUUUUAACAAAUUUUUGGUUCGCUCGUAAUGUUGAAGAAAAAAAAUGUAAUUAAAAACAGCUCUGAAUUGCAUUAAUUAAAGAAACAAUACGAUUUAAGCUUCACAAUAUAAACUGUAGUCUCUUCUCAAUCUAAAUGAAAAGAUUAGCAAUGAAGUGUUUCAUAAACCAUGUAGCAUAUAAUCAAAUGUAUCCCGACAAUACUUGUGCAUUAAACAAUAAUGAAGCCAUCAAAAAUAUUUGGAUAAGACAGCAGGUUUCCCAAGGACCAGAGAGGGGCUUAUAGCAGCGGCUGGGCCACAAGGCUGAAGGCUAGCGUAACUGGUAAAAGGGAGAGCGUCAAUAAGGGAGAACAGCGCAACAGAAACAGAAUACGCAAAUUAAAGAGCUUCCAUCUGAGUUAGGAGACAUAAGAGUGAUCUGAGUGUUAGGUGCAUUUUCCUGUUUACUAAAGUCAAUUCCUUUAACAGAAUGGCCCUUUCCAUCACAUGACUGUGAAAUUAAGCAGUUCUGAUCUUAACAGCCAUAAUCUAGGCUGUUCAAAUGUUCAACGGGUUGUUUAUAGAAUUGACGUCGCCAAUGAGCACUGGUGGGAGGACCACUCUGUGAUGGGCACUUGUUACAUGUGAUGAGACUUAAAGACAUUGUCGCUGUAAACUGUGUAACACUUAGCUGUUCGUUAGCAAAACUCGUCUCACUUUAUGAAACUGGUUUUCCUGGUGAGAGUCAUGGUGGCAGCAGCCCAGACUUCUCUGUUCCUAUUUUACUGAUUUUCUGUCUGGGAAGUUCCCAGGCAUUUCCAAGUCAGUCGAGAGAUGUAAUUCCUUCAGGUUGUCUUGGGUCUGCUGAAGAGUCUAAUAUGCACACAAAGUGAUUUGGUGUCUAGUGUGAAGCGACUGGGAUGAGGAUCAGCAACCGCAAGUCUGGGGUCAGGUCUCUGUUGGAAAAACAAAGUGGAUUUCCCUCUCCAGGUGAGGGAAGAACAACUAGUGGAGGAGUUUAAAUGUCUUGGGAGUUUGAUCACAAGUGAUUAGCAUUAUAUAUAUAUAUAUAUAUAUAUAUAUAUACAAAUAAAAAGGAAAGAGUAGGUAACAUAUAUAUGAGGGGAUGGAGGGAACAAAGCCAGGGCAUAUGAAAGGAGAAAAGGUGAAAGGGGAGAAAAAACUGGGAUUAGAGAAGAAAGGGGAUAUUAAAAAGUUAGUUGACCAUUAAGAUUGGGAGAAAUGUGUGAUCCCAGGCCGAGAAUGAGCCAUGCUUCUUCUGUUUCUGUUUGACAAGUGUCUUUGGAGCCCAGUGAAAGAACACAGAGAUCAGUGUGGCUUUGUGAAGGAAUGUGAAAUGAUCUACUAUAGGCUUUGUGAGGUCUUGGAUCUUAAUGAAACGGUCUGUUAUCCGUCUCACUGUUUCACACGUGUAGAUGAGAAGAUACUUCCUACAACAAAUUCAGUAAAUUAAGACUGGCACAAGGCCCAUUGUUUAAAUUUAAAAGAUACAAGAUUGCCAGAUACACACACAUUUUUAUUACCAAUAUAUACCGUUUAUUUGUAGCAGAGCUGAUGUAAGAGGACAUCGAUGCCACCUGGGCAGGUGUAAAUGUUGUUCGGCAAAGCAGUUUUUGUCUUUAAUGGAGGUACCGUACAUGCCUGUACGUGACUAAGUGGAUAUGUAGUCAUCUACCAUUGACAUCUCCAGUAAUCUUGAUAAUUUGGGAUAACUGUCUGAAAAUGGAAUAGUCAUUCACCAUUCUGUAGCAUGUAAAAAUGUUUAAUGCGGCAGGAGCAAAAUAAAAAGGAGAGAGUGAAAAAUGACGUAGUGUUUUAAAAAGGGGUGAGUGAUCAGACUUAGUUAGGUCCCUAAAUAUUUGGACAGAGACCACUUUUUUCUAAUUUUGGU